Messenger RNA from Pseudogymnoascus verrucosus, 2211 nucleotides. RefSeq lists its product as uncharacterized. The transcript has a single exon. NCBI's taxonomy places the organism in Eukaryota, Fungi, Ascomycota, Leotiomycetes, Thelebolales, Thelebolaceae. The record is from RefSeq and is a predicted model, not a curated record. The coding region runs from base 549 to 1748 and encodes 399 amino acids.
GGGGUGGCGGUGGUAGCAAUACAGAUGCGUGUCUCGCUGGUUGCUGUGGAGGGUGCGCAGCAUGUUUGUGCUGUUCUGUGAUGUAGAGUUUGCGCGAGAAUCCGCAUCUCCAGAGUGAACUUCUGGGGUUGGUUCUGUCGCCAUACCAGGGCGCAUGUCAGGGCCCAUGUGGCUGGCUCUUUCAGCCGGCUUGAUCCAUGUGCAGCAGACUCAGCAUGCAAUAGUCUGUUGCUAUUAUCGACCUCAACUACUGCGACAAACAAUCAUAUUUAAUACGUUAGAUGGGGGGAAAUACCAGGGGCACAAUAAUGAAGAAAUGGCGACACGAUUGUUUGCGACGGGACCGGGAAUACGGUUUAGAGUUAGUUAGGCUCCAAUUUUAUGAUUACUAAGAAUCUUACAUCGGAACUUAACUUGGACAUCAACAAAACACGAUCCACGGCAAACUCAUGGCAAGAAACUAGUUUGUUCCCCUGUGUGACGAUCCGCUUAGACCUGUCAAACACUGGGCGCCAAUAAUUAGCACCUUCCAGAACGCGGGUGAAGCCAUGGAGCUACCAGCCGUGGAAGGCACCAGGACCCUCCCCGUAGACCACCCCACAACAGCUACAACCAUCGAGUCCCUACCUCGCGAGAUCUUUGACCUCAUCUUUCAUCAUGCCGCGGGGCCUAUUCUUUCCCUCUCAGACGCCAUAAGCCAAGAACCUAGCUUUUCAAUUACCAGCGCGGAAAGCACAACUCUGAAAAAUGCGUCCUUGGUCAGCCGCACGUGGCGUCGCUCUACGCUCCACCUUCUCUUCAAGCAUACUCGCCUCAUCCUCCGCGAUAGCCACCUAUGCAGCUUCAAUCUGAAGGGCAACGUGGAUGCCUUUCUCGGUCUCUUCAAAGCGCACGAUCUUGUGGUGUCCAGCUUCAUACUGGGCGUUUAUAACCAUGAAGCACCCAUCCAGCGCGUCCUUGGCUACCAGCCCGAGGAGUAUCAAAGCGUCUGGGCGGAUUUAUUCCAGGUCAUUAACCCCCGGGUUGUCACUAUCGUAGCCCCGCCGAGGUUACUCGGGGACCUUACUAGGUGUGUAAUUGAUAUGGAAGACGCGGAUGCGUUUAAUAUCAAGUAUCAAAUCUUACAGCUCUCGGUGGAAAAGUUGGCGUCUUCCAAGCAGCUUGAUCAACCACAAAAUAACGAAACUACCGUCUCUCAGCCCCAAGGACUUCUCGAGAUCCGGCCCUGGACUUCCGUUCUCCUCAACGAAGGAUCCCACAUGGAAGCCAGCUUGAACUAUGACGCUCCACGCCACCAUCGAGCCCCUUCACUCCUGAAUUCCCUCCUCAUCACUCCACUAUACCCCGCCACGGCUACAACACUAACCUACGUCGCCAUCUUCCCCCUUCGAACGCACUUCGAAACCCUGACAUAUCAUUUACCCGCCGUACACCACCUAUCCUUACACCUCAGCCCGAAAUCCAAAUCUACGGCGCUCUUCCCCGAUGGUCCCAAGGAUGGCUUCUACCAAGACGAGUAUGCUGAAAACAUACUUCAGGAGCGAUUGGAGUGCUACACGCACCUUGCCAAAUAUCUCCUCUGGGACGGUUCGGAUGCCGAGGUUGACCCUGGUAACUGGCGAUCCGUGAAGGAGUUUGAGCCAGCGGAUUUGGUGAAGCAGGAGCGGUGGGAGGAAUCGGUAGGCUAUAUGCUGGGCGCCGACGUGGGGUGGCGAGUUGACCGAAGGGGGUUAUUAGUUAGGGAUUGAAGGUUUCAGUUCGCACCGAGAACUCAAGACUCAAGUGAUACAGCGAUGAUGAUGUUGGAAUGCUUGAGUGGCAACUCUAUCUAUAUUUAGUAUAGCGUGGAUGUGCUGUUGUCGAGUAUCAUCAACCUUCUAUUCCUCAACAUGGAAAGACCGUUAUAAACAUCACAUGAGUCAAUUGCGACGAUGAUAAAGUACUAGCGGAAAUAUUUCAUGCUAUUGCUAUGAAUUGAGGCAUUGAUGGCUGCUAUGUUGGUGUUCGUGAAAAGAGUAAUUGCAACCCCACCCUUGUCACUCCCCAAAUCCGCGACUCAUUCUGAGUCAUCAUGGCUCAUCAUUGCAUUCGGCGCUUUCGGCGCCUCCGGCGCAUAUUGACGGAUACGACAUCUACGUAUUUUGUCGCUCAUACUUUCAAGUCAGCAUAUGCUCUAAUAUAUAAGUGAUCAGGUUUAUUCUUUUCUUCGGG